CAAAGUGGCAUUAUUAAGUUAUACGUAAGGUGGUUUUAAUCUUUAAACAUAAGAUUCACACAGGACAUUAUGAAAUAAAAAUCAAGAUUUUUAAAGUGAUCAUACUUUUUUAUAAUAAAUAUUAAUUUUUAAAUUAGAAAAUUUUUAUUGCGAAUAAAUGUUAUCACUUUUAUAAUUGCAGGUACUACUAUUUCUGAGGAAGCAAUAUCCGAUAUAGAUGGAAGAAUCCUGUUAACAAGCAGAAGUAACACCUGAAGAUGUUUUCUUUAACAUUAUUUAUAAUAACACAACCAUAUCCAGAAAUAUGGCGAGAUGAAAAAGAAAAAUAUUUUUUAAAUCUAAAAACAAAAAAUAUAGAAGCUUUUCCAUCUUUAUAUGAAAAAUGGAGUGUACAUUUAAGUGUUGUUAUACCAGCAUAUAAUGAAGAAGAAAGAUUGCCCUUAAUGUUAGAUGAAUGUUUGGAAUAUUUGGAAAACCGAUUAAAAAAUGGAUGUACUUAUGAAGUAAUUAUAGUUAAUGAUGGAAGUUCAGAUAAAACUAUGGAUAUUGCUCAUAAGUAUGCAAUAAAAUAUGAAAAUAUUAGAGUACUAAAUCUUGUUAAAAAUAGAGGAAAAGGUGGAGCAGUAAGAUUGGGUAUAUUAAGUGCAAGAGGAAGUGUAAUACUUUUUGCAGAUGCAGAUGGUGCUACAAAGUUUAAAGAUUUAGAAAAAUUAGAUAAUAGUUUGAAAAAUAUUUUAGGAUUUGAUUAUAUAACUAAACCAAAUGAAAUUAGUUAUUCUCAUGCAAUAGUAUGUGGAUCAAGAGCCCAUUUAGAAAAAGAAGAAACUGCCAAAAGAACUUUUUUCCGAUUGUUAUUAAUGCAUGGAUUCCAUUUCCUAGUAUGGUUUUGGGGUGUAAGAGGUAUUAAAGAUACACAAUGUGGUUUUAAACUUAUAACACGCGAAUCUGCAAGAGCUGUAUUUCAAGCUUUACAUAUUGAACGUUGGGCAUUUGAUGUAGAAAUGUUAUAUAUUGCAAAAAUGUUAAAUAUUCCUAUUACGGAGAUUCCUGUGAACUGGACAGAAAUUGAAGGGUCUAAAAUUGUACCCUUCUGGAGUUGGUUACAGAUGGGGAAAGAUUUAUUUUUUAUUUGGUAUAAAUAUAGAAUUGGAGCAUGGAAAAUAAAAAGAUUUAAACAGAUGUAAAAACAAAUGCAACUGAAAAUAUUUAUAAAAAUUUUUAUUUAAUAUAUGUACUUUUAUUUGAUUCAUAUUUUUCCAUUAAAAUUAAAAAGAUAUCAUAUUUGAUAUAUAAAAAUAUUUUUCCUUUGUAAGGAAAAUUUAUGAACGAUUAAACAAUUUUUAUUUUACACAAUCAUAGAGGAAACUAUAAUGAAUUAUUAUUAAUAUUUUUAAAAUUACUUAAUAUUGUAGAUUAAUUUAAUUAAUAAGGUAUAUUACCUCUAUUUUAUAUUUAUUCUUUUAAUGUGUUUUAAUAUGUUAUAACAUGUAUCAUAAUUUUGUAAACAAAUAUUUUCGAUUCAAUUAAUAAAUUCAUUAAAAUUUUAAAA
Molecule: messenger RNA, 1549 nt
Organism: Apis cerana (Asiatic honeybee)
Lineage: Eukaryota; Metazoa; Arthropoda; Insecta; Hymenoptera; Apidae
Gene: wol
Product: Dolichyl-phosphate beta-glucosyltransferase wollknaeuel
Biological process (GO): protein N-linked glycosylation
Cellular component (GO): endoplasmic reticulum membrane
Source: RefSeq, a predicted model, not a curated record